AUGGGCACUCCGGAACCCAAGUACUCGUUGAGCGGGCAUUGCUCGGUCAUCCACGACGAAACGCUAUAUGUGUAUUCGCCAACUGGCUUCCAAUCGUUGAAACUUGAAGAGGGGGCAGAAUGGAAGGCAUUGCCUAUGGACAUAUCGUUGACGGGCGCGCAAUGCGUCAAGGCUGCAGGAAGUAAAGAUGACGAUGCUAGGCUUUACAUUGUUGGAGGAGUUGUCAAUGCGACAGCCUCGACAUGGAAUUACCCCGGACUGAUGCACUACUCGUUCUCCCAGAAGAAGUGGGAUUGGGUUCGUGCCGAAAGCUGGAACACACAAAACCGCCAGAACCAUGGCGCCGUCUACAUCCAAGACUCGAAGAAGAUUCUGGUCUACGCGGGAUCACAAACAACUGGAGACGUUGCACCUUCCACCCAAUCGUUCCUCUUCUCCACCGUAUCACCUUACUUGGUUGAAAGCUUACCAUCGAAUGGCGCACCUCCCGCCGUAGACCCCUUGUUGCUUUCGUCGGAUUCCAGUUCGGCGGUGAUGGUCGGCGGUGGUGCGACAAACACUGCCGUGUGGAAGUUUAGCGAAGAUGAAGGAUGGACGAACAUGGGCGUAACUCUUGAGCAGCCCAUCGUGAGUCAGGAGCAUGUCCAGUGCACUGUGGUUACCGGAUCCAACGGCAUGAAAGUUCUGGAAAAGUUCGAUAUGAGCGUCUCGCCCAACGAGAUCGAGCGUAUUGUGCUUUUGGGCAAAGACGGAAAAGCCGCUGCCACCGGAACGACUAUCGGCGACAAGGCAAAACGUUUUACAGUAUCGAACUGGCCAGACUACAACUCGACCCUUGCCCCGAUGUCACAGAGAUCGGGCUACUCUCUUGCGCAAGGCGACGAUGGCAUGACCGUUGCGAGUGGAGGAAACGAGACCGAACCGCUUGUCAUUUUCAACGCAAAGGCGAAUUCCUGGGUCAAUGCUACUGCCAUGUUUGAUGGACAGCAGAUCCUCACAGACUCGGUUACGUCAAGCAUAUCUUCGUCGACUCCAACAUCAACGGCUAGUGCCACAGCUUCUAGUGGAGCAGCCGCAGCGGCUGCUCCCGAUAACAAAUCCAGGAUGUUGACUGUCCUCGGAGCGACACUUGGCACUAUCUUUGGUAUUGCAGCAAUCUUGGUUCUACUCCUCCUAUUUCUCAAGUUCAGGAAGAACAAGAGGAAGCAAAGCCAGCAACCAGGAUCCGCGGAGAAGGACAAGGACCGUCUUAGCUUCGCUGACCGUGGGGCCGAGUUUAUGAAAGAAGCCGGCGGAUCAGUAAUAUCCCACAACUACACUUUGAACAACGAUUCCCACUCCUCGUUGGCUAUCAUGCAGGGACGAGGAGCAGGCAAUCACAAGAAGAACAUGGCAAGCGAUGCCAGCACAGCAGGUCUGGUCAAGCAGUCUAGCCCGCUGGCGUACACACAGCCAGUCGAGCUGUCGAAGUUUGACCUGAAGCCUGAACCCAUCGUACGACAAAAUUCCAGCCGGACGCCACAUGGUGCCCCGGUCAGUGCCCGAGCUCGUAGCUCUGGAUGGAGCAAAUACUUCGCCAACAAUGAAGCCACGAACCUUGCUAACAUGCCAGCCGACCGAUCAACAUAUGCCUCCGACCGGACAAGCACAAUAAGCCAGUCAGAAUACACAAACUCCCGUAUAUACAGCCAACACCGAUCACAGCUUCCUCCCCCUCUAGAGAUUCCCAAGUUUCCUUCCGAUAGCCAGCGCCUGAGCAGUGUGGCCAGUGGAAGUCCUACCCUAGGAAACGGACCCCUCCCACAUCAGAUCCAGCCAAUGUCAGCUGAGCUUGGACGAGCCAACUCGAAUGGCAGUGUAAGAUCUGGUCUCAGCCACAACGAUGAGCACUACUCCCGCAGACCUGUCGAGAGCUGGACUCCAGUCGGCCAUGAACGACCACCCAGCAGCACAUACACUGCCAGCAUGCACAUCGACCCCAACCAAUACAACAAUGGCAUGAAUUCCUUCUACCCUAAGAGCAACGUCAGCUCUUUCUACCCUGACCAGUCGAAGGGUUCGCUCGAGAUUCCCGACGCUCGGGAUAGCACAUUCACAAUGUUCCCAUCAGGCAAAGCGUCUGGUGCGUCGCCACUUGGCCAGGCGCCCGUGAGCACGUUCAGCUCCAUGUACCCGGCGCCACCACGUAUCGGUGAACCCCAGGACCGUGGCAGCACGGUGACUGUUUUCCCGGGGCCUGAUGCACCUUCGACCGCAUAUGGUGGGUUGCCGAGUCCCCAGUUUGGCGGCUCAUUCUACCCACCUCCGCGAAUAGGACACGACAGCACAGUCACCAUGUUUCCCGGCCCUGAUCCCUCAAAGGACCAGGGCGACAUGUCCUGGCUCAACUUGGGCGCCCAGAAAUGA
Molecule: messenger RNA, 2406 nt
Organism: Dothidotthia symphoricarpi CBS 119687
Lineage: Eukaryota; Fungi; Ascomycota; Dothideomycetes; Pleosporales; Dothidotthiaceae
Exons: 1
Coding region: 1-2406 (801 amino acids)
Molecular function (GO): protein binding
Source: RefSeq, a predicted model, not a curated record